Molecule: messenger RNA, 3943 nt
Organism: Ictalurus punctatus (channel catfish)
Lineage: Eukaryota; Metazoa; Chordata; Actinopteri; Siluriformes; Ictaluridae
Gene: otop1
Product: otopetrin 1
Exons: 6
Coding region: 597-2486 (629 amino acids)
Biological process (GO): inner ear morphogenesis; proton transmembrane transport
Cellular component (GO): membrane
Molecular function (GO): proton channel activity
Source: RefSeq, a predicted model, not a curated record
ACAAGUUCUUUUUUUUUCUUCUUUUUUUGCGUUUUCUGGAAGGUUACCUGAGCCAUGUCGGCGUUGCGUGUCACACAAAGGCGAUUCCAUAAAGGACCAUUGUCGGACUGACCAAUGACCAGUGAAACGCGAAACCCCGCUUCCCCCUUGCUUUCCCAUCAGACCCAAGGAAGAAAGAAAAGCUAAAUAAGCCUCAGUUCAUUUCCACUGGACCCACACGGAGCUGCGCAGAGGUGAAGAGUGCAAGCGAGUGCUGCCAAAAAAGCGCCUAUAUUCUUACAUUCUGCAAGAGAAUCUCACGCUCUGGGCCAGUUGGAAAGUGAAAAUACGCGCAUUUUACGCACGGCCGAUAGGCUUCAUAGUGUUUGUCGGUGAAUGAUGUUUUUUGGCACGCGCUCGUUCCUCCGCAUAACGCGCUUUAAAUCGGAUUUCAGUGCAUUUUAAGCAGCUUGUCCCUUCUCAGCUUGUUCAUUGGAUGAAUAUCUGGCAUCACUGGUUGCUCAGAAAGGCUGAAGUGGACUGAAACUCGACCUCCAGCUCCUAAUCUGCAGAUUUCCAGAGGGGUAUAUAGGUAGAUUACAGCGAACACGAACCGGAUGCUGGAAACGCGCUCUCAGGAACACCUGAGCAGGCAUCUCGUAUCAUUUGAAUCAGCGCUGUUGGAUUGCAGAGCAAAAAUGCUGGAGCACAGCGGGCCCGAUGUGAAGUUUGUGAACAAGUACUGUCCCAGUUCGUCCUCUUCGUCUUCAGCCUCCUCUUCCUCCUCGUCCUCGGCGCGCGAGAUGAAGAUUUUGGCCACGCUACGCGGCAGCCUGAGCCGGAAGUACCCGCAGAAGAACGGCGAGGUGCUGAGCGCGCAGUACGGCAUCAACCUGCUGCUCGUGGGCCUCGCGCUCAUGCUCGCGCUCGCGUACCAGGGACCGACCGUGACCGAGGAGACGGUGCUGGCUUUCCUCACCACGCUCAUGCUCAUGCAGGUGCUGUGGAUGAUCUGCUACGUGGCGCGCCUGGAGCGCAAGCGCAAUGAGCCGCCGGAGAGAGACGCUGACGCGGCCACCAGCUGGAUCCGAGGUGGUCUGACUCUGCUUGCUCUGCUCUCACUCAUCACAGAUGCUUUCCGUGUUGGGAACUUUGUCGGUUAUCAGGAGUGUGUGUCUCCCAUACUUGGCGUCUACCCCGUCAUACAUGCACUUCACACAGUGUCACAGGUUCACUUUCUCUGGUUUCACGUUAAAGAUGUCAUAAAGCGUUACGAAACGUUUGAAAGGUUUGGCGUGAUUCAUGCUGUGUUCACCAACCUGCUGGUUUGGAGUAACGGAGUGAUGACUGAAGCCGAACAUGCUCUUAAUGACCACAAGAGACGAUUAUCAGCAGUCGGAUACUUCAAUUUUACUGUUGGGGAGGGCAAUCAGCCUAACUGUAACUGUACGACCAGUGCGUGUUCGAUGUUCAGCAGCGGUCUGUACUAUCUCUGUCCCUUCAACAUUGAGUACCACAUCUUAGUCUCCGUGCUGCUCUUCGUCAUGUGGAAAAAUGUUGGCCGCACCCUCGAGCGACGCACCAAUCAGAAGCCAGCAUCGUCAGCACCAUUGCUAACAGGCUCAGGAGACGGACCUUUCCUGCUGCUUGGCUCAGCCCUUGGGCUCUUGGCACUUGCCAGUGCCAUCACAGUGCUCGUCAUCUACAUCAUCCACGUGGAGGAGUCACUGGAGGCACGCCAUGCAGCCAUCUCCAUGUUCUACUGGUUUGGAAUCAUCAUUUUGGCAUGCAUGAGUGUCGCCGGUGCUGUCGGAUUGGUCAUCUAUCGGCUUGAGGAUUGGCCCAUGGACACGGCGCCAAAUCCAGCCAGGACGCUCGAUUCUAAGCUGCUGCUCGGUUCUUCCAUUGGCUCCUGGCUUGUCUGCUGGUGCAGUGUCAUCGCAGUGGGUGGGGCCACAAAUUCACCCACCUACCGAUGGGCCAAUUUAGGAUACGCCAUACUUUUAGUUUUGGAGAAAUGCGUGCAGAAUCUGUUCGUCGUUGAGUCGCUUUACAGGAGACGACGUGAGCCUGAAGAACGGCCUGCCCUUUGCACCACCCAUAACUCCAUCCUAAACCCUAGCCAAGGAAAUGAGAAAAUCUUUGCUGUGUAUGAUGGUAUCAUUAACCAUGGGUACGAGUCACCAGAUAAACACUGUGAGAAUGAAAAGCAAACUUACGGCGGGAACAACGGGAAUGUGUCGCAUUCUCUUGGACACGGAAUGCCAGAGACGCCCAACAGACAGAAGCAGGUCCUGAAAAACAUCGCCAUCUUCCUGUUUAUGUGCAACAUUUCGCUCUGGAUCCUACCUGCAUUUGGAUGCCGGCCACAGUUUGAUAACGGUUUGGAGGAAGCAUCGUUCGGAUUCCCCAUCUGGAGCACGGUGCUGAAUUUCGCCCUUCCUAUGAGCCUCUUCUACCGCAUGCACUCUGUUGCCGUUCUCUUCGAAGUUUUCCGGAAAAUUUAGGUUCCACUUCUGUACCUGCAUGGUGUUUCUUUUGCACACGGUAAUGAUGAUUCCCUACAUCAAGUUCUCAGAACCAGGGUUACCUUCAUUUUUAACACUCUUGUUUCCACAAAAAAGGAGGGAAAAAAUACCCUUUUCUUCUCAAUUUUGAUUGCACACAAGAAAGAGCGAUCGGAGCUUAUUGCUACAAGACAGAAAUAAAUGCUCUUUUGGCUUUUCUCCUCUGUGAUUAGAUCAAAUCAAGAGAUCUCAUCCCUCUGUCCACUAGGGGUUGCACAACUCGAAUACGAAUUCAAAAAAGUAGUUAACUAGUUGUCUUUUCCAUAGUUAAAGCAACAAAUGAUUCAUAAUCUCGCUACUUUAUUAGUGAACUUAAAUGCUGAUUUAAAAAAAUAGCAAAGAACCAUCAAAACUUCAUUUAACAGCUGUGUACAGGCUAAAAAUGACAUUUAUAGCUUCAAUUUAUUUAGGCUACGCUUAUAUACAAAAAUAAACAAAUCAGUGCAAUAAAUGUGCCAAAUAAUCUGUGUAUCAUAUUUCAAUUACAAUGUUUUACAACCAUUAGAGACUUAAAGAUAGAACACUUAACUAGCUGCGUGCAUCGUGACAAUCCUGACAUGUGAGUGGGAGUCAGAUACACGCGGAAUAAAGAAAAGCCACAUUGAUUAAGGUGUUUGAUCAUGGCGUGGUGCUCAUGCAGUGCUGAGCAAUGUCUUAACCACGUCUGGGGUACACUGGAGUAGAUUUUUGCAUCGAGACUCGGAUCAUGCCGGACCCAACAAAAACGUUGUAGAAGUGUGCAGGUUUUAUUUUCUUCACAUAUGAACCUCAUGGGUCAAAGAUAGGGCUUCAUCCUUCAUCUACAGUAACUGCUUCAUCCUAUAAAAUAAAAUAUUUAUAUUUUGACAAGUAGCCUACUAGCACUAACUAAGUUCAACAAUAAUAACUGCGGAAUUGGUCAGCAUUCCCAAUGAAGAAGUCCCACAUACUGUACACCUCUAAACUGGGUUUCACUCAUUUGUUUAUUCAUGUACCUUUUACAUGAUAUUUUUGGAAAUACUAACUUCAUUAGAAAAUGUCAUGGGUGCAUACAAACAACCACAAUAGGAUAGAGAGUGGUCAGAAUUCGGGUGGGCCCUUAAAAAACAGUUCUGCACACUGCUCUACGUUUAACCAUGAAAUUGAUUCGAAAGUGAUAAUGUCCCAAAAAUUCAAAGAAAAUAAUAAUAAUAAUAAUAAUAAUAGCAAUCAUAAUAAAAGAUUUUUCUCAGCAUAGUCUUCCACAAUGUUGACUAGUAAUAGUCGACUAUGCAACCCAACCUGUCUACUGUUUGGAUGGGAAGCACAGCUCUUGGUCUCUACACAGCUCUUGGCUGCUUCUCUCUCCUGUGAUUGGAUGAACUUGUUUAAAAUGAUGUCCGUGACUGGACAAAAAGCAUAACUAUUGGCUUUCUUGC